AAAACAUCUAUGUCUAAAAAUCAUGUUCAUUUUUUUUUCUAUCCUCUUUGAUGAUCAUGUCGAUAACGCCAUCGGCACAGAAAUAACAAAAAUUUAAAUUUUUCGAUUAUCUCUACUUCAAAAUACCGCGUUACGAAAUCAUUAAUAUGUGUGACACUAAGGAAAAGCUGACCCAAAGUCACAGCUUGUAUUCCACAUUACCUUUAACAAAAAAACACACUGAAAAUGUUUGGAAAUCCGACAUAUAUUUGGUUCCACCCAACGAUUUGACUAACUUAAUUGGAGGUCAUGAUGUGUUUACGGGUAUUUCGAAUUAUAUUAAACCUCCAGGAGAAUAUUAUAAAAGAUAUGAACACGAUGAAAUGCCUGUUAAGGAGUCGAGUUUGAGUAAUUCUCACUCUGGUAACAAGCAGGGACACGAAUAUAACGGAAUAGUCUCACUUACCAACGCAACUAUACUCAAAAGUAAGUCAGAGAAACUCGAUACUGAUAAUUCAUACAGCAGCUUGGAGUCGAAUAUAAAGUUUUUCAGAACAACAGUUCAGCAAAUCUUUGACAACUUUUAUUCGACAAUGCAGGAUUUUGAAUUGUAUAAACAGAAAUUUCAAUUAAUUCUUCAAAAGAACAAGGCGGAAUCUAUAGCUGAAAUGGAAGAUUUCAUAAAGGAUAUGAUACAGCACAUAAUGUCCUCUGAUUCAGUAAGCAAUUACAAUCGCGGUACAAGUAUCGCUACGGAAACGAGGGAUGAACAAACUGUGACAGAUGGCUCUCAGUCAGAAAUACCUACUCUCAGUGAUGCAGUGACGGAUAAUGUGGAGUCCCUCUUCGAAGCUUACAAAAAUGACAAUUAUUUAACUGAUUCCGUCGUAGAUGAGAAGUCAAUUCCAACCAAAAGUACACAGGACGCUGUGAACACUUCUCUUCUCGGUCACGUGCCAUUCUUAGAAAUUAAAGUGAAUGAACGUAAUCAGUUAUCGGAAAUGUGUAUUAAAGAUAGUGGCAAUAAAGUUGAAAAUCAAGUGGCAUCUGCUGAGGAUCUCAAAAAAUUGGCCGCCAAAAGAAAAGAAUUGGAUAAAUAUGUUAAACAGAUACAAAAUUAUAAAGGACCCGAUAGGGAAAUACCUGUCAAAAUUUCCUCACCAAAGAAAAAUAUUCAUUUAGAUGAAGAUUUCGCUGUUCAUAGGGCGAAUACGGAUAAAUCGUUACUUGUUAAAAUAUGCAACUACAUUUGUAAAAGAUUCCGCAAGGUAUACUAAAAUAUUGCGUCAUUAUUUGGACGAACGUCA
This is a messenger RNA of Hyposmocoma kahamanoa, 1286 nucleotides long. RefSeq lists its product as uncharacterized. The transcript has 3 exons. Lineage: Eukaryota; Metazoa; Arthropoda; Insecta; Lepidoptera; Cosmopterigidae. The coding region runs from base 147 to 1256 and encodes 369 amino acids. The record is from RefSeq and is a predicted model, not a curated record.